This is a messenger RNA of Exophiala aquamarina CBS 119918, 459 nucleotides long. RefSeq lists its product as uncharacterized. The record is from RefSeq and is a predicted model, not a curated record. Gene Ontology annotation, biological process: transmembrane transport. Lineage: Eukaryota; Fungi; Ascomycota; Eurotiomycetes; Chaetothyriales; Herpotrichiellaceae. The transcript is spliced from 2 exons. Gene Ontology annotation, molecular function: transmembrane transporter activity. Gene Ontology annotation, cellular component: membrane. Bases 1 to 459 code for a protein of 152 amino acids.
AUGAAAUCGUCCCAGGUGGUCAUAGUUGUGAUUGCCCUCGCCUCCCGUAAGCAUCUCAAUGCCGUCGAAUCAACCUUCUUACCAAACCGGACUAAUCUAGUCUCCACCAUCGCAUUGUCACUGAUAUCUGCAUUCGGUGGAUUGCUGGGUUUUUACACUCCGAGAUAUAUUGCGAAAGGCAAGAGCUAUGGUAGCAUCACUCCGACGCAGGGCCUGGGAGCACGGGGAGUUGGAAACCUAUUGGGAAUGCCAAUUGCGAUCGCUCUCGGACGUCGAGUUGUCAUCCUCGUUGCGGCAUUAGUUCUCAUGAUAGGAGCUAUACUUUGUGCGACAGGCUCAUCAUUUGAAAUGCACCUUGUGGCACGAGUACUGCUUGGUUUCGCCGCCGGACAAGGUGAAUCAGUCGUUCCUAUGAUUAUCCAAGUAGGUGGUGAUCUGGACGUAUUUGGCGCAUACUGA